Molecule: messenger RNA, 692 nt
Organism: Phoenix dactylifera (date palm)
Lineage: Eukaryota; Viridiplantae; Streptophyta; Magnoliopsida; Arecales; Arecaceae
Product: large ribosomal subunit protein P3-like
Biological process (GO): translational elongation
Cellular component (GO): ribosome
Molecular function (GO): structural constituent of ribosome
Source: RefSeq, a predicted model, not a curated record
ACUAUAAAAGUGAGCGAAGAGAGAGAGAGGUAGGGUUCCUCCUAUCCUCUGUAUCGUUCGAGCGGGAGGACGGCUUGAGGCUAGGGCAAGGUUUCCAUCAACUCGGAUCGAAUGGGGGUGUUCACAUUCGUGUGCAGGAGCUCCGGCGCCGAGUGGAGCGCAAAGCAGCUCUCAGGCGACCUCGAGGGGUCGGCGUCCUCGACCUACGAGCUCCAGCGGAAGCUGGUCCAGGCCGCGCUCGCCGCCGACUCCUCCGGCGGUGUUAGCUCCUCCUUCUCCAUGGUCUCCCCCUCCUCCGCCGUCUUCCAGGUGAUAAUUGGUGGAGGUGGAGGUGGAGCAUUCAUUGGUGGUGCAGCUGCAGGUGCUGCAGCAGCUGGUUCGGCUGCUGGUGGUGCUGCUCCGGAGGCUCCUCCUGCUGAGGAGAAGCAAGAGGAGAAAGAAGAGAGUGAUGAGGAUAUGGGAUUCUCGCUCUUUGAUUAGAUUUCCAUUCUUAUAUUUCAGGAGAACAGUAUGAGUUUGCAGUUUUAGUUUGCUUUAUUAGUAUUAUGUUUAUGGAAUGCACUCUUCAUAUUAAGAUUUUGACUGGCAGAUCCUAGUUUAUUAGGUGUUAUGUUUAUGGAAUAUUCUCUUCAUAAUGGUGAAUUGUUACAACCAAGCUGAUUCAUGUUAGUAUCACCAUAUAUGUUCCCAGA